This is a messenger RNA of Atta colombica, 816 nucleotides long. Its product is annotated as odorant receptor Or2-like. The transcript is spliced from 4 exons. Gene Ontology annotation, cellular component: plasma membrane. Bases 1 to 816 code for a protein of 271 amino acids. Gene Ontology annotation, biological process: sensory perception of smell; detection of chemical stimulus involved in sensory perception of smell. Gene Ontology annotation, molecular function: odorant binding; olfactory receptor activity. Lineage: Eukaryota; Metazoa; Arthropoda; Insecta; Hymenoptera; Formicidae. The record is from RefSeq and is a predicted model, not a curated record.
AUGAUCGCGGAGGAUUGGCAAAGACUGAAAAAUACAUAUGAGCGAAGCAUGAUGAUCAAAAGAGCGCAAACUGCACGUAUAAUUAUUAUGUGCGCAUAUAGUGCAAUGACAAUAGCAUUUACCUUCGUUGUCGUUUUACCUAUUUGUGGAAUCUCAAUUAGAUAUUUGACAAAUAUCACUGAUCCAGGCAAAUUGUUGCCAUUGCAAACGUAUUAUCCUUAUGACGUGUCAAAGAGACCGCAAUACGAAUUGACAUUCUUUAUUCAGAGUAUUGCUAUUUUCUUUGCUAUCUUAUCUUAUACUGGUAUUGAUAAUUUUCUUGGACUAUUGGUAUUUCAUAUUUGCGGUCAAUUGGAAAUUCUUAGAUAUCGUAUCACGCACUUGGAUAUCAAUUUCCAUGACAUUUUAAAAAAGAAUGUGAUAGAUCACAUCCGACUACUUAGGUAUUCGAUAAAUACCUUAAUAGAAAAGGGGAAUAAUAUAUCAAUUACUCACCUGACAUAUGAAAUAUGUAUUCUUGUCAACACAUUUGGUCAUAUGUGUGUCUAUUGUGCUGUAGGAGAAAUUCUAGUGGCACAAUGCGAUCAAAUUCACAGUGCUGUGUAUAACAACAAAUGGUAUACUUUAGAGCCAAGAAGCGCAAAAUGUUUAAUUGUCUUAUUAAUUAGAAGCAACAAAUCGAAUUAUCUUACCGCUGGAAAAGUGUUUCCUAUGACAAUGGCUACAUUUUGUAACCUCAUAAAAACAUCAGCCAGUUACAUAUCUGUUCUCCUUACAACAAGAAAAAUAGAGGUAAAUUACCUAAUCGAAAAAUAG